CACCAUCACAACAAUUCACUAUAUCCCGCAAUCCACAACGAACCAGUCAUGAAGAAGAAAGAUAUGAUUUUUGACUUUUAUAUUGAUAAAAGUGAACCAGGAAAACCUUUGAGGGUAUGCACAUUUUGUAAAGAUAAAUGGAGAAAUAAUGAUAGAAGACGAUUGAUAGAUCAUAUGAUCGGAUGUCCAAAAGCACCAAAAAGGUUAAAAGAAGAAUUACUUCAAAGGGAUAAAAAAGAUGCAUUAACUAAACAAGCUGCAACUCAACAAAAACAAGCAUCUCAACAAAUGGCAUUUAGAGCAGAAGAAACAAAUCAUAGAAGAAGGAGCAGGAAUUGGAUUUCAAAAACAGAAGAAGAAUAUACACAAAGGUCUUUCUCGGAUGAAGAAGAAGAACAUGAAGAAGGAAGACAGAGAGAUACAAUCACACGAGAAGAAAGGGAGAAUCUUGAUCGAUUACUCAUAGAAAUGAUUUAUCAAUGUGAACUACCGAUCUCGCUUGUCAUGCAACCUUCCUUUUUGGCAUACAUUAAAUCUAUUCGCCCAGCUUAUUAUAACUAUGGAUUGCCUAAAACAAAUGACAUUGCAAAUGCUAUUGUGGAAAAAAUAGAACAAAGGGCUAGAAAGGUGCGAAAACAGAUAAGAGGUGUAGAUUUUCUCGGUGAACGUUCACGUAGUCAAGAUGCAUCCUUUUAUGAGCAAGAAGGUGGUGGUGGUGGUAGUAGUAGAGAAAUUUCGUAUCGUUCCCAAGGAUUAUCUGAUCGUCAAUCUCGAGACUUAGGUAUCGGACCGAGCCGUGAUACUAGGAAUCUGCCAUCGCCGGAAUGGGUGAUAAGAGAAAGAGAAAGAGAUAGAGAAAGGUAUAGCUAUCCAUCCACAGACCCGGAAAUUGCUCAGAGUCGCAAUAUUGUCAGUCAAUCACCAUCACCGGAGCGGAUUCUAAGAGCAAGAGAAAGAGCAAAGGAAGCAAGAGCAAAAGCAAGAGAAAGAGCAAGAGAAAGGUCAGAACCAUUCUCUGAUCCGUCUGACUUCAUCUGAUACCCACUAUUCUAAUGAGAUCUUAUGACCAGUCAAUCGCGAGUGAAAUGAUUAAAAGAUGCGAUUCGUAUUUGAAUACAACGAUUUUGGGUAGGACGCUGAAAUAAAUGAUCCUUUUUGGUGGGAAAGUUUCCCAGAUUAAUAAAAUACAA
Messenger RNA from Meira miltonrushii, 1190 nucleotides. RefSeq lists its product as uncharacterized. The record is from RefSeq and is a predicted model, not a curated record. NCBI's taxonomy places the organism in Eukaryota, Fungi, Basidiomycota, Exobasidiomycetes, Exobasidiales, Brachybasidiaceae. Bases 49 to 1038 code for a protein of 329 amino acids. The transcript has a single exon.